Theobroma umbraticum is the source of this 2401-nucleotide messenger RNA. RefSeq lists its product as uncharacterized. The record is from RefSeq and is a predicted model, not a curated record. NCBI's taxonomy places the organism in Eukaryota, Viridiplantae, Streptophyta, Magnoliopsida, Malvales, Malvaceae. Gene Ontology annotation, molecular function: protein binding. Gene Ontology annotation, cellular component: membrane.
UUUCUUCUUCAUUUUCUGGUUUUCCUCUCGAUUCGCAUUAGCUCCACAGCGAGUCCGAAAAAUAGUUAAUCUGUUGAGCUUUCGCAUUCUUCAUAGUACUCCCCAGGACUUUAGCUAUAUAUUCUACUCAGAAACCAUUGCUUCUCGAAGUUAAUCGACUAAUUCCUUUCAACUAGGUACAGCAGUCUUCAUUUUCUAUCUAUAUGCAUGGGCCACGUUCCUUUUGUUUUUCAUUCGAAAAUUUCUCUUUCGUUUUACUUGUCGAUCAAUGCACAUGUAGUCAUCAAUGUUACCGGUAAGGCUAGUUAAAACCCUGUGAUGACAAAUGGGCAGCCAUUCAUUGUUGCAGAGGGAUUUCCAGCAUAAAGGAACUGACCCUGAUUAACAGAAUAAUUCAAUGGCCACUAAGCCGCUGGAAGUUGGGGUUGAUAUGGAUAUCAAUUCGCCAUCAAUCAUUGAAGUUCAGGAUGGAAAUUAUGCUGAGAGGUCAACUUCAGCUCAGACUGAUUCUUGCUUGCCAGAUCCAUAUCUGUUUACCAAGAAAGGGAGAAAAGAUUACAGCAGAUAUGGCAUACCUCUUUAUCGAGCUGCAAUGAACGGAGACAUCGAAACGGCUAGAUCCAUUGUUUCCACAUAUCCAUGGGCGGUGCGACAGAGUAUAACGGAAGGAAUGGAGACUGUUCUUCACGUUGCGACCGCGGCGAAACAAAUUGCUUUGGUGAAGAAAUUGGUAACUGAGUGGAUGCAGCCUGUCGACUUGAAACUCGAAAACAAAGAUGGAAACACUGCUCUUUGUUUCGCUGCUAUAUCCGGAAUCGUGCCACUGGCCUUAGUUAUGAUCAAGCUGGAAACAAGCUUACCAAAGAUCCGAAAUAAAGCAGGGGUGACUCCUCUCCAUUUAGCUGCUCUGUUAGGACAUAGACAAAUGGUUCAGCAUCUCUACCAAUGCACCGAUGACGUUUUGACUGAUCCAGAACGGCAUGGGAUAUUCAUUAUUUGUAUUAGAAAUGGUCUCUACGACGUGGCCUUUAAUAUGCAAGAAAAGUACCCUCAACUAGCUACGACUCGGGGCUCAUUUAAUGAGACAGCUCUGCACGUGCUUGCUCAAAAACCUUCGUUGUUGGUCGACAAAGCCCCAGUUGGGAUGUGGAGGAGAAUAAUCGUCAAAUUUUCAGGAUUUGAUCACCAUAGCACGAAGCUAAGUCAGGCCCUUCGACUUGUGGAUAGCGUUUGGAAAAAGGUACUACAGUUAGAGCAUGAGAUGAUGUGGUGCUUAAUCGAGCAUCCUUCAAUCUUAACACUAGACGCAGCAGAAGCAGGAAAUGUCGAAUUUCUAAUUCAGCUUAUCAACUCUUAUCCUGACCUGAUAUGGAGGGUAAACAAAGAUAAUCGCAGCAUAUUUCACGUUGCAAUUUUAUAUCGUCAUGAGAGUAUCUUCAGUUUAAUCUAUGGCAUAGGUUCCAUUAAAGAUUUGAUUGCAACAUAUGAAGAUGAAAACAAAAACAACAUGUUGCACUUAGUUGCCAAGUUACCCCUUCAAGAUCGACUCAAUCAUGUAUCAGGUGCUGCUCUUCAAAUGCAACGAGAAUUAUUAUGGUUUAAGGAGGUGGAAAAGGUUGUGCAACCUUUGUGUAAAGAAAUGAGAAAUGCUGAAGGAUUUACACCCUGGGAUAUAUUCGUUAAGGAGCAUGAAGAUUUAAAAAGAAGGGGAGAAGAUUGGAUGAGAAGAACUUCACACUCAAUGCUAAUGGUUGCAACAUUACUAUUCAUUGUAGUGUUCGUUGCAAUACUCACCCUACCAGGAAGUUUGCAGAACGAUGCAGCAAAUCCUAUCAUCCUGCAGAAGAUUCCAUUUAAAAUCUUCAUCAUAUCUGAUGCAAUGGCAUUGUUCUCCUCCGCUUCGUCAGUCUUAAUGUUUUUAUCAAUCCUCACUUCGCCUUUCGAAGAAGAUGACUUCGUUAAGCGAUUACCAUGUAUGUUGUUGCUUGGAUUGGGGACACUCUUCGUCUCCAUAGGGAUGAUGAUGGCAGCUUUUGUCGCAUCUGCUUUCUUGACUUACCAGCAUGGAGCAAUAUGGAUCCCUACCCUCAUUUCCAUUUUCGUUUGCGUCCCGGUUGUGUUAUUAGCUUCGUUGAAUUUUCCUCUUUCUGUUGAUUUAUGGAACUCAACAUACGGCUCAAGGUCUCUGUUUUGUGGUCGUAAGCAUGACAAGCUUUUUGAAGGAAGGUGUUUUAAAUUGGAGAAUAGAGAAGGGAAAUUUCAAUCUGAGCUGUCCAUUUUGAAGAAGUGUAAUACAUAUCACUAGUCAAGUGGGUUUGAAUAUUGUAUGUAAAUAUAGGAAUAUUUUAUCGAAAACUUUUGAGGUGUGCCUAUGUACAUGUAUCAUUUAUGCAAGGAGUUA